ACCAAGCCUUCCACGUGCGCCUUAUAGCCUCUCAACUUCUUGCUUGGGAUCUCCAACCUCACCGCGGCUCGAAAUGGACCCCAACUGCUCCUGCGCCACUGGUGGCUCCUGCACCUGCACUGGCUCCUGCAAAUGCAAAGAGUGCAAAUGCACCUCCUGCAAGAAGAGCUGCUGCUCCUGCUGCCCCAUGAGCUGUGCCAAGUGUGCCCAGGGCUGCAUCUGCAAAGGGGCAUCAGAGAAGUGCAGCUGCUGUGCCUGAUGUCCGGACAGCCCUGCUCGAAGAUAUAGAAAGAGUGACCUGCACAAACUUGGAAUUUUUUUUCCAUACAACCCUGACCCAUUUACUGUAUUUUUUUUAAUGAAAUAUGUGAAUGAUAAUAAAAGUUGCUGACUUAA
Messenger RNA from Homo sapiens (human), 396 nucleotides. RefSeq names its product metallothionein 1A (gene MT1A). The transcript is spliced from 3 exons. Gene Ontology annotation, molecular function: metal ion binding. The record is from RefSeq and is marked reviewed. Lineage: Eukaryota; Metazoa; Chordata; Mammalia; Primates; Hominidae. Bases 74 to 259 code for a protein of 61 amino acids.